AUGUGUGUGCCGCCUGACCCACGUAUAGAGUCUGCUGCUCUAGGUGCUGGUGAAGCUGCUGCUCUAGGUGCUAGUGAGUCUGCUGCUCCAGGUGCUGGUGAGUCUGCUCUCUCUGGUACUACGCCUGCUGAGGCCUUGCACACCUUCACACUUGACUCCGCUCAGUCGGCCGGUUGCAGUCUCCCUGGCGGACCCCUCUGGGGGCCCAGUCCUUGCGCACUCCUCCACAGUCCUGCCGUGUCCGGCGGUCCCGUCUGGCUCUCUGUCGGGUCUUCACCUCCCCUCGUUCUCUACGAACUUGAGACUCUGCCUCCUCUCCCACCCUUGCCUGCCCCUCCCUGCCUUCCCUGUGUCGAGGGACGGCAGCGCGCCGCUCCUCACUCCUCCUCGUUCCCCCCGACGACUGCUCCCCUGCAGACCCUACACAUGGACGUGUGGGGCCCAGCCCGCGUCCGUGGACAGGACCGCGAGCGGUACUUUUUGCUGGUCGUUGACGACUACACGCGUUACACCACGGUCUUCCCCUUGCGCACCAAGGGUGAGGUCCCUGAUGUUUUGAUCCCUUGGAUCCGCGCUGCCCGUCUCCAGCUCCGCGAGCGGUUCGAGACGGACUGUCCAGUCCUGCGUCUGCACUCUGACAGAGGUGGUGAGUUUGCCUCUGACUUUCUGCGGGACUUCUGUCGUGGGGAGGGCAUUCGCCAGACAUUCACGCUCCCGGCCUCACCGCAGCAGAAUGGGGUUGCUGAGCGCCGCAUUGGCUUAGUCAUGGAGGUCGCUCGUACCUCCAUGGUCCAUGCGGCUGCCCCCCAUUUUCUGUGGCCGUUUGCGGUCCGAUACGCUGCGCAUCAGCUCAACCUCUGGCCCCGUGUCUCCUUCCCGGAGACCUCGCCCACCCUGCGGUGGACGGGGAAAGUUGGCGAUGCGUCGGUGUUCCGGGUUUGGGGUUCUCGUGCCUUUGUCCGCGAUACUACCGCGGACAAGUUCUCCGCCCGCGCUAUUCCCUGCGUCUUCCUUGGCUUUGUCCCUGACGCGCCUGGCUGGCAGUUUUACCACCCCACCUCGCGCCGUGUCCUGCCCUCUCAGGACGUCAUGUUUGACGAGUCGGUUCCCUUUUACCGUCUCUUCCCCUACCGCACUGCCUCUCUCCCCCCCCCCCCGCUCUUCCUUACACCAGGUCCUCCUCCGGUAGACCCCCUCCCCCCUCAGGGUCCUGCUCCCUCAGGUGUGUCUCAGGUAGACGCUGUCGAGCCUGUCGAGGUAGCGGUUGACUCUGGUGCUGCUCCUGGGGGUGGUGCUGCUGGAGGUGCUGAGCCUGAGCGUGCGGAGCCUGGGGGUGCUGAGCGUGAGCGUGUGGAGCCUGGGGGUGCUGAGCCUGAGCGUGUUGCUGAGACUGGGGGUGCUGAGUCUGCUGGAGUUCCUGCAGGUGCCUCGUCUCGGCGGGAGCCUCUCUCUCCACCGCAGCUGCGCGAGUGGUUUGCUCGCCGCUGGAGACUCCAGCGAGGUGCUGCUGGAGCUGGAGCUGCUGGAGGUACUGCUGGUGCUGGAGCUGCUGGAGGUCCUGGAGCCGCUGGUCCCGGUGGUGCUCGUACUGGAGGUACUGGAGCUGCUGGAGCUGGAGGUGCUGCUGGAGCUGGAGCUACUGGAGGUACUGCUGGUGCUGGAGCUGCUGGAGGUCCUGGAGCCGCUGGUCCUGGGGGUGCUCGUACUGGAGGUACAGGAGCUGCUGCAGCUGGAGGUGCUCCUGGAGCUGGAGCUGCCGGAGGUCCGAGUGGUGCUGGAGCUGCUAGAGGUACUGGAGCCGCUGGUCCCGGAGGUGCUUGUACUGGAGGUACUGGAGCUGCUGGGGCUGGUGGUGCUGCAGGAGUUGGAGCUGGAGGCGCUGGAGCUGGAGCUGCUGGAGGUGCUGGAGCUGGUGGUGCUGCGGGAGUUGGAUCUGGAGACCCUUGA
Molecule: messenger RNA, 1947 nt
Organism: Closterium sp. Naga37s-1
Lineage: Eukaryota; Viridiplantae; Streptophyta; Zygnematophyceae; Desmidiales; Closteriaceae
Source: the annotation of a GenBank genome assembly